ACAGUAUCUACCUCCACACCUCGUCUUUUGACGUGACUCUUGACGUGCCUUUUAACUUCACGACUCCCGUAGAGUCAAAGCACAUCAUGAGUCACUCACCCAUUACACCACUCACUAUGAAUUUCAGCGAACGCGUAAAGGCUGCCGCCGACGCAGAACGCCGCAAGAGACAAGAAGCGGCCAGGGUGAAAGCUGAACUUGGUGAAGGCCACCAGCGUAUCAUGCGAACAGAGAACAACCCGAGAAUUAUACCGCAAACAUAUAUGCCUAUCCUACCACCAUCCAAUGGACUAGAAGAGAGAAAGCGGAAGAGAUCGAACUCGGGAAGCAAUCCUUCUCCUAACGAUGUAUCUGGUGACCCAACAUGCGCACCACCCUUGCCAAAGAAACCCAUGCCAUCUUCUAACACCAGCACCAAUCCCGUCACCAAUCCUCUCACCAACCCCGUCGCCGAUCCUGUCACCAGUCCUGUCACCAAUCCUGUCACCAACCCCGUCACCAAUUCUGUCACCAAUCCCGUCGUCGAUCCUGUCAAGCCCGAUAUCAAGAUCAAAGACGAGGAGCCAGACACUCCACUAAGUUUUGCCCCAGCUAAGCAAUCGCGAGCUAAAGGAAAGACUAUCUACAAACGAAAGGAGACAGUGGACACGCGGAAGAAAGCCUCCGAAUGGUAUUUAAAUGUCAACACGAACCAGAAGUUUCCUCGAGGCGAUAAGGCAACACUAGAAUAUGUCAAGAACCUCAUAAAGAACUGCAUAGAUGCUGCUAAGAACAACGGAGAUACAGAGCGGUGGUUUUCAGAAUUACGGACGAGACUUCAUGAAAUGGAGUUCUACCCAUUCUUGACCGGAGUACUCGUCAAGAAAUCGAAGGUGCUUGAGCCGGAGGGUCUCUCGCAGAUAUUUGACGGACCAGACAAAGAUAUAUUCCCAUGGGAUUUAGCAGCAGAUGCCGAAGCUUUAUGGCAGCGGUGGAUGGACGGAGACCUAGAUGGACAUCUACUUCGAGGGAUAUCUACUACACGAGGAGUCCUAGAGUCAGGAUCAAAGCGUACGUGGCAUAAACUCGAUAAAGAUUACAUGAAGAGAAGAUCUCCGAAUGUUAUCGGCUCAAAUAACCUGAUCAAUGGUCAGUGGUGGCCUUCGCGGAUUUGUGCUCUAAGAGACGGCGCACACGGAGAACAAGAAGCAGGUAUUCACGGGCAAACGGGUCAGGGUGCGUUUUCAGUAGUCGUCUCCGCAGGUGGCUAUGCCGACAAGGACCAUGGCGAGACAAUUGAAUACUGCGGCACCAAGAGCGAGACUUCAAAGCCAACCAAGGGCACUAUGUUACUAGAAGAAUCAUACAGAAAGAAACAACCACUUCGAGUGCUCCGGGCUGCAAACAAGAACUCCAAAUAUGCACCGAAGGAAGGUGUGCGGUAUGAUGGCCUGUACGAGAUCGUCGACAAGGAAAUCUUAGAUCCAAAGGUGGCUAUGAUUCGCUUUUCGUUGAAGAGAAUCAAGGGACAGGAUCCCAUUAGGUAUAAAGGAGUCGAGGCUAGACCUAACGCGCAGGAACUAAAACAAAGGAUGAAUAUUCGGAAGGACCUUGAAUAAUAAGCGAUGGGAUUGAGAUUCUGCUUGGGCUUUUGCUUGCAGUUUUACUUGGGCUUUGGGGUUCGGCGCUAGAGAUACCCAGAUAUAGAUGACAUUGCUUUUGUGCAGUACUUGGCAAGUGUAGCAUUAGGGGGUUUCGCUUCCCAAUUCCGCAAGGUACAGACAUUGACGCCGUUGAGCAAGGAAACCUUCAACCAAACAGAAGAUCUGAGGGUUCAGGGGAAGGAAAGAUAAGGUAGAUAGCUUUGGCCAAUAAUCAACAUUGGAAACCUUUAAACGAGCUCAAUCUAGCUAUUAUUGCAGGC
Molecule: messenger RNA, 1903 nt
Organism: Amorphotheca resinae ATCC 22711
Lineage: Eukaryota; Fungi; Ascomycota; Leotiomycetes; Helotiales; Amorphothecaceae
Exons: 3
Coding region: 87-1598 (503 amino acids)
Biological process (GO): protein ubiquitination; negative regulation of gene expression via chromosomal CpG island methylation
Molecular function (GO): ubiquitin protein ligase activity
Source: RefSeq, a predicted model, not a curated record